UGCCUUUGUCAAGUCAGUCAGACGGUUGCCUGGCUUCGCUCUGACCGUGUGCCGCUAGCCAGCCAGCCGCCUGAAUGUAGAUCCGCAUGGGCUACUACCACGCCAUCGUCCUAAUAACCCCGCGGAGUCGUAAGAUAAGGAUCCCAGGAUGGUGUUAGUGCAUGUCGGAUACCUGGUUCUCCCCGUAUUCGGCUCAGUAAGAAACCGAGGAUCCCAUUUCACCCGGCAACAGCAGCAGCAUAGCCAUGCAACGUCUUGCCGCCACUUCCAGCUAGGCCCCCAGGCCACGCUGCCCAUGGACUUCCCCAUGCCCCAACCGCAGUCGGGCAUCAACCCCCACCUGGCCCCGUCCGGCCACCAGCACGGACCCCCACUACACCACCCGCCCCUCAACCCUAUGCCCGCCCCCCAGUUCCAGGACAUCCCUGCCCCUCCCUUCCUACCUCAGGCAUUACACCAGCAAUACCUCCUUCAGCAGCAGAUCCUUGAGGCUCAGCACCGACACAUUUUGCCGCCUAACAGUAGACGCACCCAGGAGAGAGUUCCUCACCAGCCCCAUAGACUGCGUCCAGGCUACGAGUUUGGCCCGCCUCUGCACGUCCCUCCCCAGCCAGUGGUGCAGCAGCCACGCUACCUGGCUGAGGGCACUGACUGGGAUUUAAGUGUGGACGCAGGACUUCCCCCACACCAGUACCACAUCCACCCACUGCCGCAGCACUAUCAGCACUAUCUGACCUCUCCCAGAAUGCACCACUUCCCCAGGAACAACACCUCAACACAAGUGGUUGUACACGAGAUCCGAAACUAUCCGUAUCCUCAGUUGCACUUGCUGGCGCUGCAGAGCCUCAACCCCUCUCGUCAUGCAUCAGCUGUAAGGGAGAGCUACGAGGAGCUUUUGCAGCUGGAGGACCGACUGGGCAGCGUAAACCGUGGAGCGGUCCAAACCACCAUCGAGAGAUUCACUUUCCCCCACAAGUACAAGAAGAGAAUCCCCCAGGACCUGAAGAUGUGUCUGGAUGACGAAGAGCUAGACACGGAUGAGAAGUGCACUAUUUGUUUGUCCAUGUUGGAGGACGGCGAGGAUGUCAGGAGAUUACCCUGCAUGCACCUCUUCCACCAAGCGUGUGUGGACCAGUGGCUGGCCACCAGCAGGAAGUGCCCCAUAUGCAGGGUGGACAUUGAAACCCAGCUCAACCCUGACAGUUGACACCUACAGCCUCACAUCCCACAAUCCUCUGCUUUCUCCGCCUUGUGGCGGGGUGGGGGCAUGGUAGGAUCAUCCAAGCACACACAUACACACACACACACACACACACACACACACACACACACACACACACACACACACAAACAUAUAGGCAGGGAUGGGGUUGACACAUUUUAAGACUGGCUUGACUACGUGGAUGUAUAAGAAAGGCAAAUGUCAACAUGGAUGCUGCACACGUGUACAGAACAUGACGCAAAACCAUUAGCAUGAGGUUGUUUGGUGUGUGUCCUGAUCCAGUAUUUACCAGAGUAACAGUGAUGUGUAGCAACAGAGAGGCCAUGUUUGUGGGUGGCUCGAGCGCUGGUCUGAACCUUUCAAAGCCCAGUUUUGUGUAAAAAGGCCAGAAACCAUGAAAAAAAACAACAACCCCUCUCUUUCUGUGUUGUGAUUUUCUUUUGGAUGUAGGCGCCAUCAUUGCUAACGCGGCUAACUGCAGGCAUGGCUUGUGUGUUGUGGGGCCCCUCGCUAGAUUAGACGACCCCCCCCAUCCUCCUAAAUGGUGUGCGUGUGCGUGUGUGUGUGUGUGUGUGCGCGCACCAGGCUUUUUGGACUGUGUCGUCAUUGUGGAGCAAGUAGAAGCAGGGGACCCGUGUAGUGUGCAUGGCACCCACUCAUCUGCACAAAACCACAGCCCCGCCGACUUCCCCUUCCUCCUUUACACACGCCAAAGUUGCCCUUGGACACUGACCUCUGACCUGAGCCUUGUCUAACAGCAACGCCGCCAUCUUGCCUCACCCGAGUGACAUUUCUCAGAACCUUAUUGCCUAACAAACGAUCACAUUUAUUAGUGUCAUUAUUCUACACUGGUUCCUCGUUCCCACUACUGUACAAGGGGGGGGAAAGGAAACCGAAACUAGUUUGCCUGCCUGUGUUUGAAUGUGUGCGUUAGUCCCGCCCUCCUCCUGUCCUUCCUUGUGUGUGUGUGGUGUCGUGCAGGAGGGCGAAAGGGAUAAGAAGCCAUCCAUUUAACAACAACAACAACAACAAACAACCAAACAAUUGUUCUUAACGUUGUCUUUUCAUGUUUGUAUGCCAUUUUUUUAUUUUAUUUUGAAAUUCACAUGCCAAUUGUUUUGGACGUGGUACUAAUAAUACACGCAGUCACAGUGAAGAUAAAGAGCUGCAACGCUGCAAAAAAAGCAUAUUUAUAUAUUUGUCAUGUAGUUUGUGUUAAUGUAAAUGCACUAUAAAAUGAAAUUGCCUGUUUUUUUUGUUUUUUUUCUCCUUUUUUUGUUUAUUUGGUUUGGUGGUGUGUGUGUGUGUGUGUGUGUGUGUGGCUUCUUCUUGUCUUAAGGUUUUGUUGUUUUUGUUUGAUUCCAAGUAUUUUCAUGCUUCCUGGUUUACCAAGGAGUGUUGGAGCCACACUGAAAAGAAGGGAGUGAUAAAGUGGCAAUAUGACGUGGGGGUCGGGGAUGGAAAGGGGUAUUUCUGCAAGGACACAGUCAUAAUAGUUUUGAAAAUGUUACAUUCAGACUUGAGAAAAAGUCGACAUGUUAUGAGAAGAAACACAAUUUUAUGAGAAAAAGAAAAAACAGAAUUUUAGGACUAUGAAGUCGGACUUUUGUGAAAAAUGUGUAAAGUUGUGAUAAUACAAGAAAAACCUCUGUUUUAAUAUUAUAAGGAAAUAAUUUUGGGGAUUUUUUUGGUUGUUUUUGAAAUAUUACAGCUUUGUCUCGUAAGAUAUUUUUCUUUUAAAUUAUGAAUUCAUUGUCAUUAUUGUAAAAAAUAAUACAUUCUAUUCCCUUUCGUAUAUAACAACUUAUCCCAAAAUCAAGAUUUAAAUUUUCAUACAAUGAUGGUAAUAUCACAUGUUUUUUCUUGUAAAAUUAGAGCUUUAUUCUAGUCAUAUUCAAAUUGAUUUUCUUGGCUAAAGUAUGACUUCAUCUUUUUAAAAUGAUUCAAAAAUAUUGGUAACACUUUAGUUUUAAGUAACAAAGACUUAAUUUAGAGUGUUUUGGUUAGGGUUAGUUGUAUAAUAAGGCCAUGCAGAAUAAGGCAUUAAUAAGUACUUAAUAAUGACUAAUUAAGUGAAGUGAAUUAUAUUUAUAUAGCACUUUUCUCUAUUGACUCAAAGUGGCCUAGUGGUUAGAGUCCGCCCUGAGAUCGGUAAGUUGUGAGUUCAAACCCCGGCCGAGUCAUACCAAAGACUAUACAAAUGGGACCCAUUACCUCCCUGCUUGGCACUCAGCAUCAAGUGUUGGAAUUGGGGGUUAAAUCACCAAAAAUGAUUCCCGGGCGUGGAACCGCUGCUGCCCACUACUCCCCUCACCUCCCAUGGGGUGAACAAGAGGAUGGGUCAAAUGCAGAGGACAAAUUUCACCACACCUAGUGUGUGUGUGACAAUCAUUGGUACUUUAACUAACUUUAAGUGCUUUACAUAGUGAAACCCAAUAUCUAAGUUACAUUUAAAGCAGUGUGGGUGGCACUGUGAGCAGGUGGGUAAAGUGUCUUGCCCAAGGACACAACGGCGGUGACUAGGAUGGCAGAAGCGGCGAUCAAACCUCAAGUUGCUGGCACGGCCUCUCUACCAACCGAGCCAACAUGUUACUAAAUUGCAUGUUAAUAAGCAACUAAUUAAUGGUGAAUAUGUUCCCCAUACUGAAGUGUUACCAAAAUAUUUUUUUCAAUUGUAACAUUCUGUGCAAAAUGUAAUUGAAAUAUUUGAACUCUAUUCUCAUAAAAUGACAAGUUUUUCCUGGUAAAAAUGUCGACUUUAAUAUGGCAAUUUGAUUGUCGUAACAUUUUGAUGAAAUAAUUAAGUUUUGUUUUUUUUCAGUGUGUGCCAGACAUUCCUUGGUGUUUAUCGGGUGGUAACUUGACGGUGUUGCGUUAUAUUCUUUUCCCUCUCAUGUGAGAUCUACAUCCAAAAAUGAAAGAAGAAAAAGAAAAAAAAAAGUGCUGAAAUAAUGGAGGUUCUGCUCGUUCACAUAGAAUGCUGUGAUUUUAAAGAUGCCUUAAGUAUUUAACAAUCAUUAUUUAUUACUAACUGUAGCUAGCUAGCUAUUGUGGUGAAAUAUUUUAACGUCUAUCUCAUAACUUUGCAAUUUAAUCGAUAUAUUUAUUUAAAAUAAGAUAAAAUGUUACAAAAAAAAAACAAUACCUCAUUAUGCAUUGGUCGGUGGGGAUGCUUUUUUGCAUGCCGUUUGUCCGUGUGUGUGUGUGUGUGUGUGUGUGUGCGCGAGUUUUUCUUCUGCAAAGAAGAAACAAGUGGACUGGGGGCCGGGGGGUUAGUGUCUCCCAGUCCUCUUUAAAGCCAGCAUGGUGCUGUUGAUGGAGAUCACAUUCCCUUUAGUUUCACUUGCUUUGAUCGGAGGCUGUCUUUGUCUUAGUAACCGCUCCACGAUUAGCUGGCGUGUUUGUUUUUGCCAUACGAUGCUGCUUUCGCCUCCCAUAAUCAAUCAUUUCCCUCAUCUCUUGGAUCUGCGCUUAUUCUUCCUUUAGAGGCCACAUUGAUGUUGAGCUGUGUUGCCAAUGGCUAUUUGCUUAGUGAUCGUGGGAGGGAAGGGGGGGCUGGUGUGUACCUUACUUACUUAACAUUGCUAACUUGAGCCAUUGAUCUUAUUGAGCAAACUGUGGUGAUACCAAUAUAAAUGAACGUGUGGAUAUAAUAAGCUAACUUUUGCGUGUGCUUCUCCUCAAUACUAUUCCUGCAAACGGUUAUUUUAAAACAAGGGAAAAUUGGAAUCGACUGAAGCUGGCUUUACUAUUUAUUAUUAUUGUUUUUUUUCUUAUUAUGUUUGUGCUCUCACUGGCCUUAUACCCCCCUUUGCGCCCGCCACAGUGUACCCCGUUUGCUCCAGAGCCAACUGGACUGUAGCCAUAGUAUUAACUCAAGCUGAUGAACCGGAAUGAACAGUAGAAACUUUUAAAGCACAAGCUUUUUAAAAUGCAUGUCCUUCUCAGGUUUUCCUAUGUGUAUGUGGGAGUAGCUUUGUUAGAUGUGUUUAAUAUGAUGCUGUACCUUUCUUGAAUAUUUCUUUCUUUGCUGCUGAGAAUACAUUAAAAAAAUAAAAAAAUAAAAAACCCCGGAAAAAAACGUUAUUAACCUGCCAGUGAAAAAGGGAAGUGGCCAUCUUUGUACAACAACACUGCUGUUUUGCUGUAACCGCGCAAUGUUUUAUGAUCUUGAGUAUUUUAUAGAAGAGUAGAAGUAUGUAUCAAUAAUAUGAAAGCAAUAGCGGAAUCAUAAUGAAGAAUAACAUGAUCAGUGAAUAUUGUGGAAAAAAACAAACACCUUUGGAUUCACUCUGGGUGGAUUUUGUACUGUAUUUAUUACUAAUGACAAUGCAAAAAGUUGCAUAGCUUAACCCAAACUGUUCUGUCUCUUUUUUAUUUAUUGUCUUGUAUAUGAUCUUUUUGUAUGUGUUUUUCAAAUAAAAUGCCUAAAAUGCUGACGACAAAUGCAGUUUGUGUGGCUGUUUUUUUGGGGCUUUUUGAUGCGUCCAUGUACUUAGUGUGCACUUUUGCCAACAAUCUUGUGGUCAUUUGACUUAUCAAAAUAUACACAACACAACCUAAUUAGGGCCCGCAAUGGCCCAUUGCAAAAGGACUCCCACAGGGAGUCCUUAUGCAAUGGGACAUAAGGACCUAUUGUUAUUGUAACGUUUUAUUAUUAUUCUUUAUUCUUUCUUUAUUCUUCCGCCGCCUCUUCGAGCACUAAUUUGACCCACUUAACAUGCUUCAAAACUCACCAUAUUUGACCCACACAUCAGGACCUGCGAAAAUUGUCUUUUACUAAAAAAACCAAACCGCAAAAAUCAAAAUUGCGCUCUAGCGCCCCCUAGGAAAUAAAAAAAACAGAAUGCCUGUAACUCCCACUAGGAAGGUCGGAGAGACAUGAAACAAAAACCUCUAUGUAGGUCUGACUUAGACCUAGUUCUCAUAA
Molecule: messenger RNA, 6152 nt
Organism: Nerophis lumbriciformis (worm pipefish)
Lineage: Eukaryota; Metazoa; Chordata; Actinopteri; Syngnathiformes; Syngnathidae
Gene: ark2cb
Product: arkadia (RNF111) C-terminal like ring finger ubiquitin ligase 2Cb
Cellular component (GO): nucleus
Molecular function (GO): ubiquitin protein ligase activity; zinc ion binding
Source: RefSeq, a predicted model, not a curated record